Molecule: messenger RNA, 291 nt
Organism: Angiostrongylus costaricensis
Lineage: Eukaryota; Metazoa; Nematoda; Chromadorea; Rhabditida; Metastrongylidae
Source: the annotation of a GenBank genome assembly
AUGGUGGUUAUUGGUGUUGGUGAUGCUCUUUCUGUUGCUAUUGUCAUUGUUGCUGCUAUCGCUGCUGCUGUCGUUGUUGUCGCUGCUGUUUUUGUAACUGCUGAUUUUGCCGCUGCCGUUGUCGUAGUUGCCGCCGCUGUUGUUGUCACUGUCGCUACUGUUGCUGCUGUUUCUACUGAUGGCGUCGUUGUUGUUGCUUUCUUUGUCGCUGCUAUUUUUGUCUUUUCUGCUCUCAUUGUCGAGAUUUGGGUGUGGCCUUCAACUUGGAGUGAUUCACUGAAAGAACUCUAA